This is a messenger RNA of Papilio machaon (common yellow swallowtail), 356 nucleotides long. RefSeq names its product cytochrome c oxidase assembly factor 3, mitochondrial (gene Ccdc56). The record is from RefSeq and is a predicted model, not a curated record. The transcript has a single exon. Gene Ontology annotation, cellular component: mitochondrial inner membrane. Bases 90 to 356 code for a protein of 88 amino acids. Gene Ontology annotation, biological process: mitochondrial respiratory chain complex IV assembly. Lineage: Eukaryota; Metazoa; Arthropoda; Insecta; Lepidoptera; Papilionidae.
AUGUGAACGUGAAUCUUUGUGUUUAUCUGUGGUGUACACUGUCUCGAUUUUCUGGGAAUUGGAGGUUAUAAAACUAUUUUGUUAUCGCAAUGGGCGAUUCUAACAUAAAACCUAAAAUUAAUAGUACUGAUGGUAAGACACCAGUAUUAAAACAAGCAGAACUAGAUUAUAUGAAAAUUAUCGAACAGAAAAACCUUGAACGCGUUCAAAAAUUGCAACAAAUAACCAAAAGAAAUCGGAUAACUGGCUGUUUGAUCGGCGCUGGAGUUUUGGGUAUCUACUUGUAUUCUAUAAACGCAGUUAAACAAGAGACAUUCUUGGACGAUUUCGAAGAACCAGUGAAAGUACAGCAGUAA